Mytilus californianus (California mussel) is the source of this 864-nucleotide messenger RNA. Its product is annotated as protein sidekick-1-like. Gene Ontology annotation, molecular function: protein binding. The record is from RefSeq and is a predicted model, not a curated record. Bases 1 to 864 code for a protein of 287 amino acids. Lineage: Eukaryota; Metazoa; Mollusca; Bivalvia; Mytilida; Mytilidae. The transcript is spliced from 7 exons.
AUGAAGUCGAAAUUCCAAGAUUUUAAGAAAAAAAGUUCAUUGAUUCCUAAACCCAACGAAGUCACAAACCUAGCAUGUGCACCUUCAAGCUCCACAAGCCUUAUCUUUACAUGGGACAGACCAAGCGAUCCAAGCAGAGUUGUUCAAGGAUACAUUCUGAACUUGGAAAGAACUGACAACUUGAUUGUUGACGCACUCCCGCAAUUGGACGUAAAUGACUACUUUGUAGAAACUUACACAUACGGUGGUCUCGGGGAAUAUGGUAUCUACACCUUAUCUCUUUACACAUAUACAUCAUCUGGUAAUGAACCUACACAAACAAUAGAAUGCCAGACAUUAACGGAUGUUCCAGCACAAGCGCCGGAUACAGUGGAAGCAGUUGGUAUAUCAUACACUGAAAUUGAAGUAGACUGGACAGAAAUAGCAACGAAAGAUAGAAAUGGGGUUCUCUUAGGUUACAGAAUAAUAUAUUAUAAGUUUGUAAGCGCUUGGCCAAGCAAUAUUACAGUGGACAACACAACUCUUCAACAUACUAUAACUGGACUUGAUUUUGAUACAUAUUACUAUGUUGGCGUCACAGGAUUUACUAGUGCUGGAGAUGGUCCCGUGACAACUGACACCAAUAAGACUUUAGGUUUACCAACCAACCCACCCGAAACGGUAACAAGAUAUUAUUGUUACGAAGCUGUUCCUGGUAUCCUUGUUUUUGGUUGGGACGAAAUGCCAUGUACUGUUUAUGUUGGACUGAUAGGGUUACUGCUUGUCUUCAAUUUUAUAUUUUGUCUUUGUUGUUGUUUCCGUAAAAAAUCAGACCCUGAAGAUGACAUGCAUGGAAGAGGAAGAAGGAAAUUUCAAAGAGAGUAA